AUGGCCUGCCAGAAUCAACCGGCAGCAGCCAUCCCAAGGAGACAUAAGAAGUUAUCUUAGGCAGUCUUGCACACAAAAUGUUUGGUUGUAAAAAUGGAUGAUGAUGACAACAGUGUGUCGAAAAUACGACCCAAAUCAUCCGAUUCUGUUGAGUCGUACCCUGAAAGCAUGGGAGGCAACACCAGGGGCAUGGAGGCGUUUUCUCCUUGUGACUCAGGUGUGGUGAGUCCCUCACAAAUAGGAUGUGCUAGGAAGGAAUUUAUGAUGAUGACUCCAGAAGAAAAGCUCAGACACUUUGAAAGCAGAUUUCAAGACCAUGAAGAUAACCAACAAUUUGAUGCUUGCAUCCAGGACCUGGUGCGUUGUGUGGCACUGACGAGGCUGGUAUAUGGGGAUAGACACCUGAAACUAGCCCAGGCCCAUGCGAGACUGGCUAAAGCAUAUUUCCAGUUUAAAGGUUGGGGACUGCAGGGCCAAGAGCACUCAUUGCUGGCCAGAGAGCUGUUGACUUUCUGCCCCUCCAUCUCCUCCUGCAGAGAUGGAAAACUAGAGGUUCUCUCAUGUCUGCUGAGCAUAAGUCUUACACAGGGGGGUGCUGCACUGCUUGCUGCUAAUCUCGAGGAGGCAGAAUUAUCUUAUCUGGAAGCGAAACAAAUUAUUGAAGAGCUUCAUCAACACGGAGGAAUCAGUGAGGAAGAGAAGAUCAGGUCUGAACUGGAGAUCUCCACUGGUCUAUCUAGGGUCCAUAAGAGACAGAACAGACCAGAGGAAGCUUUGAGCCAGUGUGAGAAGUCCCUGCAAUUGCUUAAGGAUUGUGGUAAGCCAGAAAAGACCACCUCUGUCUAUAGGGACAUGGCUGCCAUUGAACAGGACAUGGGUCAUUUGGACAGAGCAAUAGAGCAUCUCUCUAAGGCUCAUGCCAUUACUAUGAGUCACUGCCCAGAGGAGCUAGAGAGGGCUCAGAUCUCUCACAGCCUGGCCCUCAUCUUUUCUGCAACUGCAGAGCCCCACCACAAUGACUCUGCAAGUCACCACUUUGAGCAGAGCCUAAGUUCAUACCAGAACUCUGUAGGUGUGGAGGAUCCAGCCUUUCUCGCUGCCCAGGAUGACUUCUGUCGCUUUCUCCUCCUCAAUGGACAGCAAGAGAGAUGUGUGGAGAUCCAGAGAGCCUCUGUCACUUCAAAGAAAUCUACAUUUGGUGAUUUGAGUGCUGAGGUAGCAGACACCCUUCAGCUUAUAGGAAGUGUGGAAAUGAGUGAUGGAAGAAUGAAGCAGGCUCACGGGACCAUGACAAAGUGCCUGGAGAUCCAGAGUUUGCUGUAUGGCCCUCAGCACAAGAAGACAAAAGCUACACAAAAAGCUGCAGACAUGUUGGCCCGAGUACCAGAGGUGGCCGAGAGCCUGCAGAGGCAAGGUAGAAGGAAGACAAAAUCUCACAUGUUUUCAGCUCUACCAUCCAGUGGAAAAGAGGGUAGCAUGUCUAACUCUUGA
This is a messenger RNA of Scomber japonicus (chub mackerel), 1491 nucleotides long. RefSeq names its product tetratricopeptide repeat domain 23 (gene ttc23). The transcript has 12 exons. NCBI's taxonomy places the organism in Eukaryota, Metazoa, Chordata, Actinopteri, Scombriformes, Scombridae. The record is from RefSeq and is a predicted model, not a curated record. Gene Ontology annotation, molecular function: protein binding.